This is a messenger RNA of Hemibagrus wyckioides, 3574 nucleotides long. It is a transcript of the gene stk16, whose product is annotated as serine/threonine kinase 16. The transcript is spliced from 8 exons. NCBI's taxonomy places the organism in Eukaryota, Metazoa, Chordata, Actinopteri, Siluriformes, Bagridae. The coding region runs from base 161 to 1081 and encodes 306 amino acids. Gene Ontology annotation, biological process: protein phosphorylation. Gene Ontology annotation, molecular function: protein serine/threonine kinase activity; ATP binding. Gene Ontology annotation, cellular component: Golgi apparatus; cytoplasm. The record is from RefSeq and is a predicted model, not a curated record.
UCUCGCGCGCGGGCGCACUGAAAGUCAGGGCCACGUCAUUCAGUACCCGGAAGUGCGUCGCUGUUGUGUACGCGGAAGUGUCGCUGUAGCAAAGUAGCGGAGGAGGGUCGGAGUCCUUAAAUAAAGUUCUGCUCGAUGAGUGAGCGAUGCUAGGUCGAGGAUGGGACACGCACUGUGUAUCUGCUCUCGCAGUUCCAUCACCAUCGACAACAAGAAAUACUACUUCAUCCAGAAACUCGACGAGGGAGGCUUUAGCUACGUGGAUCUGGUAGAAGGAGCUCAGGACGGCCGUUUCUACGCUCUGAAACGAAUCCUGUGUCAUGACCGGGAAGGACGGAAGGAGGCUCAGACGGAGGUGGAGAUGCACCGACUGUUCAACCACCCCAACGUCCUGAGUCUGACGGGCUACGCCUUCAUGGAGCGUGGAGGAAAGAGCGAGGCCUGGCUCCUCCUGCCCUACAUCAGUAAAGGAAGCCUAUGGUCAGUCCUGGAGAAGCUGAGAGAAAAAGGUAGCUCCAUGUCUGAGAGCCGGAUCCUACACAUCUUCCAUGGCAUCUGUGAGGGUCUAAAAGCCAUCCAUGACAAGGGAUAUGCACACAGAGACCUGAAGCCCACGAACGUGCUGCUGGAGGAGAACGACAAGCCGGUGCUGAUGGACCUCGGGUCUAUGAACAAAGCCCGGAUCGAAGUGAAAGGCUCCAGAGAGGCAAUGACUGUGCAGGACUGGGCAGCUCAGAGAUGCACCAUCUCCUACAGAGCACCUGAGCUUUUCAGUGUGGAGAGCCACUGUAUCAUUGAUGAAAAGACAGAUAUUUGGUCAUUAGGGUGUGUAUUGUACAGUAUGAUGAUGCUCGAAGGACCAUACGAUCUGGUGUUUCAGAAAGGAGACAGCGUCGCUCUGGCUGUCCAAAACCCGGUCGCCAUUCCACAACCCUGCAGCUACUCUGAAGGACUGCAGACACUGCUGAGCUCCAUCAUGGUGACGAACCCUCAGGAGAGGCCCAACAUCGACUGGGUGCUCGAACGAGUCAAAAACCUCCAGAGCUCCGACGGAGGAGCGAUCGAAACCGACAGAGUAUGACGAAUAGAGCAUGAGUUUUAUCUUCUAUCUAGACUGUCUUUUUACCUCAGUAAAUUGUUAAUACAUACUCCAAACACACACACAAACACCUACGUCAGCCAUGAUGAAGGACGUCACUGAUUGCGUAGAAGAUUUUACCUGACAAAUUUGGAUUUUCAGUGUUAUGUUAGCCUUAAAGCUAAUAACUUUUCUGUCCCUGUGGUAACAAGGGGCGGAGCUUAAGCUAAAUUUGAUCAGCCAAUCCCAGACCAGACCAUGUGACAUCGCCACUAGCCUUUUCUUUCACUCAUUUUUUUUGACUCAAUGUACUGCUUAGCAUAAAAUAAUAGUUUAGCAUUUUGAGCUAGCGCAAGCUAACUAUUAUGCUGUGUAAUUUGCUAGAAACUAGUUUAAAUUUGGUUUAUUAUUACAUCCUUUACUUUAGACAGAGAACCACGGGUGCUAGCAAGCUGAUUAAAAUGAGUUAGGUGUUGCAUUUUGUGGUUAAGAUUAAUAGCUAGCUAACUUUAUAUUAACUUUUAUGCAUAAGUAUAUAUAGGUAUUAUAGAAUAAGGCAUAACUAGAGGUCAAAUUUAUGUAGCUAGCUAGUUUUGUUAACAAGCUAGCCAUUUUAUUAUAUCUUUGCUAGUAAGCUUAUUAAAAGUAGGCUAGUUUUUUUUUUUAUAUUUGAUCACUACAUGCAGUAUUUUAUGCUAAACUGUACAUCGAGCUACAAUAAAGAUAAUUAAGAGAAAAGAUUGUUAAAUCGUAUUCUGGAAAUUUCAGUAUGUAUUCUCAUUUUUAUUCGUAGAAUAGUAGGUUAAGUUUACGAAGUAAGUGCAUAAAAAGUAACAGUUAUAGUGUGUAUUUAUGGAAGACGAGCCUGGCUUUUGUGAAGUUUUAUUACAACAAUGCGUCUAAUGAGGCCAGUGGACAUUCGCCAUGUUUGCAAACAUCAGUGCUGUCAAUCCAGGACUGGAAUCAUAGGACAUAUUGUGUAGUUGUGCACCAAGGAGUCCUGCCCCUUCAACUGUAAUGGAAAAUUUGAUAUUAUAUUUAGCUAGAAUUGUCAACAUUAGCUAUAUUUAUCACAUAAAUAUGAAAAAUGGACCUUUUUCCCACUUUUUUUUAAAUUUUCCAUCCCCUUUCAACAUUCCUCAUCAGAGUUGUCAGGUCUGAUACCAUGAUAUCUUUAAUAUACUGUCCCUUCUCUAGUGUGCGAUGAUCGACAGUACAGGUGCAGUAUUAAUUCAUAAACACUGCUGAUACUUCAUUACAUCUUUCUCCAAAGUUAUAGUAAUUCUCAAAAGUUUUAUACACCGAUCAGGCACAACAUUAUGACCACUGAGAGGUGCUGUGAAUAAGACUGAUGAUCUCCUCAUCAUGGCACCUGUUAGUGGGUGGGAUAUAUUAGGCAGCAAGUGAACAUUUUGUCCUCAAAGUUGAUGUGUUAGAAGCAGGAAAAAUGGACACGCGUAAGGAUUUGAGGGAGUUUGACAAGGGCCAAAUUGUGAUGGCUAGACCACUGGAUCAGAGCAUCUCCAAAACUGCAGCUCUUGUGGGCUGUUCCUGGUCUGCAGUGGUCAGUAUCUAUCAAAAUUAUCCUUCAAGUACUGUAAGUCUUUUAAGUUGCAACUUACAGGACUUAAAUGAUCUGCUGCUAACAUCUUGGUGCCAGAUACCACAGCACACCUUUAGAGAUCUAGUGGAGUCCAUGCCUUGACGGGUCAGGGCUGUUUCGGCAGCAAAAGCAACAUUAGGCAGGUGGUCAUAAUGUUAUGCCUGAUCGGUGUAUAACCUGAUGAUCUCCACCACUUUCAAAUGUUCUCAUCAGGCCACUUUUCUGAAUAAAAUUAGCUUCAUAAGGGGAAGAAGCUAAUAGAUGAUGAAAAGGUGUGGCUGUUGCUGCUUAAAAAAAAGCAAUGAAAACGAUGGUACUGCUUAUUAUUUAGGUAGAUAUUUUCUAAAUGAAAUUAGUAAGUAAUGACUUCCAAAAAUACAAUAAAAUGAAAAAAAAAAAAAUCUGUUUAAUUUUAUAUUGCUCAACCACUUUGGGCUCCUACAGCUCUACUUUGUAACAUUAUUUAUUACCGCAAGAUUAUUUACAGGAUUUUGUUAAAGGUUGAAGCUAAUUUAAACUGCUACGUUCCAUGUUUUUCUUAUAUUAAGGUAAGCUACUGUUGCAUAGUAAUCAAUUACUCCUCAGUCAGAGAAUGACUGCUGGGGAUGUAGUAUAAUAUCCCUGAUAACAUUUGUUGUGGUGCGAGUCAUUUUCAUUGUGUAACUAAAUCUCAGCAUAUGCACACUUAGAUUUGGGACCUGUGUGUUACUUUUGUCAUUUUAUUCUUAAUUUGUUUUGUUCUCAAAGCUUGAUGUUUCACUGACAAGGUAAAUUUGGUUUUACAAGGUCAUAUUGUAUGUUAUUUAAUUUGUAUAUAUUUCAAACAGAGAAUCACGUCUGUAAAUAUAUUGUGUUUUUAUUUCACAAUGAUUAAAAAUAUUUCAUGCUUUCAA